Nymphalis io (European peacock) is the source of this 2161-nucleotide messenger RNA. RefSeq names its product juvenile hormone esterase-like (gene be2). Gene Ontology annotation, molecular function: hydrolase activity. NCBI's taxonomy places the organism in Eukaryota, Metazoa, Arthropoda, Insecta, Lepidoptera, Nymphalidae. The transcript has 10 exons. The record is from RefSeq and is a predicted model, not a curated record. Bases 84 to 1760 code for a protein of 558 amino acids.
CACCUAUUCUUAUUUAACCGCGCGACUUGGAUCUACGUUUUCAUUUGUUUUUUGUUUUCGAUACUAACGGUACUGAUUACAAAAUGUUCCGCGGGACCGCGCUAUGGUUGUUGAACGUUAUUUUAGUUAUUAUUUGUGUUGAAUGUGUACCGUUCCGAAAAACACCAUUGGGUGAUUUGCAGGGAUAUUACAUGGAAACUCGUGAAGGAAGACAGAUUUCUGCGUUCACAGCUAUCCCUUAUGCAGUACCUCCUGUUGGAGAUUUGAGAUUUAGGGCACCAAUUCCAAUAGAGGCAUGGGAAGGUACACUAAAUGCUUCGACUGUGAGUCCCGUUUGUGUCCAAAGGAACCCCUACACACGGCAGAAAGAGAUAGUUGGUCAAGAGGACUGCCUUUACCUUAAUAUAUACUCACCAUUUAUUGGUAAUGACCCUAUACCAGAAGAUAAACUUCUGCCUGUAAUGGUAUUUAUACACGGCGGUGGCUGGAUGUGUGGUGAUGGCACCACCCAAAUGUACGGCCCCGAGCAUCUACUCGACAAAGACGUUCUGUUCGUGGCGAUAAACUAUAGAUUAGGACCUCUUGGUUUCUUGUCGACUCAAGAUGAGCACUGUCCCGGUAACAAUGGUCUCAAGGAUCAGCAAGAAGCACUUCGGUUUAUCCAGAAAACUAUUCAUGCCUUCGGUGGCAACAAUAAAUCGGUUACGAUUUUUGGUGAGAGCGCGGGUGGUGCCAGUGUCAAUUACCACAUGCUCUCGGAAACAAGUACCGGACUUUUUCACAAGGCAAUAUCUGAAUCCGGAACCGCUCUGGUUCCGUGGGCAGAGUCAUCGCCCGGUGAAGCGAAACGGAACGCCUUCCGUCUUGCUAAGUUCCUGGACUGUCCACAAGCGCCUUCAGAACGGAUGAUCAAUUGUCUCCGUAAUUUAAACAGCUACGAUAUAAUAAAUACAGAAUUUAAAUUUUACGAAUGGGACUAUGAACCAAUGACGCCUUUCAAAGCCGUUAUCGAACCUAAUCUACCAGGCGCUUUCCUGACAAGAAGCCCUCGCCUACCCCCUAACACGGAUUUUGUACCUUGGCUUACCGGCCUUAAUAAAGACGAAGGAUGCUUAAAGUCUGUUUGGAUAACGGCGUAUCUCGAGCGAUAUAACGAGUUUAUGUCCAGUUUCGACACCAUCGCGCCUGUCACGUUCUAUUAUGACAACUCUCCGUAUCCAGAUACAAUCACGAUGAAAUUACGCGAGAAGUACUUAGGAGACGAUGUUGAAGCAACUAAACAAGGAAUACCCAAGAUUUACACAGACUCAUACUUUGCUUAUCCUGCUGUCGAAUCCGUUGAACAAGCUCUUAACUACAGUAAAAGUCCGGUGUAUCUCUAUGAACUAACAUACCGAGGUGCUAACAGCUUCUCUCAGAUUUUCGGUGAUCCCGUAGGAGAUUACGGGGUGUGUCACGCCGACGAACUCAUGUAUCUGUUCCCCAUACACUUUCUCCAACACGAGUUUACUGCUGAAGAUUAUAAAAUACUUGAUCUCUUUGUCACUCUUUGGACGAACUUCGCAACUAGUGGGAAUCCGAAUAAACCUCUUAAAGUACCAUUCCAUUGGCAGCCAGCAACCAGCGGGAAAAAACUAGAAUAUCUAGACAUCGGAAAGAACCAAACUAUGAAGCAUCACCUCGCUUCAAGGUCGCGAUUGUGGAGUAGCCUGCCGCUUUGGCAUAAUAUAAGAAAACCGAGGAUUAUUGAUGAAUUGUAGGAUUUUUAAGUUGAUGGGUGUAUAUGAUUUUUUUUGCUAAGGGGCAUAUAAUCGUUAAAUAGGAAUGAAAAUUUAUAUCUGCAGUUGAUAGACGUUUUUUUAAAAAGGAUCUUUAAAGAAAGAAUGAAGAAAACUAACAUUUUUAUUGAUAUACAAGAACUCAAACACACCCUUCUCUUACCCACCGUCUAAGCAAAUACUGGCUGAGACAUUUAUUUAUAUUAUGUCCAUGAAGGUACCUACAGAGAAUAUAAUAUACAUAGAGUUAAUGUUUAUAGGCAUAGUCAUAAUCAAUCAAUAUUAUACUGCCAAGUUAUAAUAAGAUGAAUAAAUGUAUUUUAUGUGAUCAAAAUAAAUAAAAUGUGAUACUACAAAAUAUAUAACAAAAUCUUGAUUGUUAA